Messenger RNA from Eleginops maclovinus (Patagonian blennie), 543 nucleotides. RefSeq names its product neurogenin 1 (gene neurog1). Gene Ontology annotation, cellular component: nucleus. Bases 1 to 543 code for a protein of 180 amino acids. The transcript has a single exon. Gene Ontology annotation, molecular function: DNA-binding transcription factor activity, RNA polymerase II-specific; protein dimerization activity; E-box binding. Gene Ontology annotation, biological process: sensory organ development; axon development; forebrain development. The record is from RefSeq and is a predicted model, not a curated record. Lineage: Eukaryota; Metazoa; Chordata; Actinopteri; Perciformes; Eleginopidae.
AUGGACCUCGCGCUCUCAGACACCGACACCAGCUGCGGAUUCUCCGCACGCAGCGACGACGAAAACUCCCGCAGCCCGCGCGCUGUCUCCCCAGUGAUUAAGAAGCGACGGCGCACACGCACCGACGGCGGCCCCCCAGUAAAGCGGAACCGGCGCGUUAAGGCCAACGACCGCGAGCGCAGCCGCAUGCACAACCUGAACGACGCGCUGGAAACUCUGCGCGAGGUGCUGCCCGCGUGCCCGGAGGAAACCAAAAUGACCAAGAUCGAGACGCUGCGGUUCGCGCACAAUUACAUCUGGGCUCUGUCAGAAACCCUUCGCAUCGCAGACCUGCAGGCUGGGAGAUCCUUCCGCCGGGCAGAGGUUCCCAUCAGCCCCGGCAGCAGCAGCGAGUCCUGGAGCUGCUCCUCCUCUUCCUCUACCUCCUCUUCCUCCUCCUCUUCAUCCCCGGUUUAUUGCGCCUCCAGCCCCGGCAGCCCGGAGAACUACUUCCAGCCGCAGGACGCCAUGUUCCUCCGCACCUUGGUGCCUCCUGUUUACUGA